UAUUUAUAGACUGACACCGCUCCGCUCCGGCUGUACCACCACCGCAACGACCGCGGCCACUUCGCCCAGCAUGGUCUCCCACCUCCUAUCCUCUCCUCCGGCGUCGCUGCCGUUGCCCGGCGCGGUCAGUUGCCUCCUCCUUCACGGCGGGGCUCGCCCUCUCGGCCACUCUCCGCUUUGCUCGAGCAAAAUCACACUAAAGAAUAUUGAUCGUACUGGAAGUGCUUGCACAAUGAGGUUUCCUAAUGCUUUCUACCAUGGACAAUCAGUGGAUCUAGUUCCAAUCAACCACAGGGGAAAGUCUUCAGGAGCAGUUGGGAGAAGCGGUAGUAAUGAUAUACAAGAGGAUAACGAUGGAGAUGUUGUGUACAUUGCUGAUGAUUCUGUUGCUCGAACAAUGGAACAAAGCAAGAAGGUGUUGGAAAUGCAGAGGAACCAACUCCAACAGAUUAUUGAAAGGGGAAAUUUCUCUGAAGAGACGGAAUCUUAUGUCAAGAAAGAUGAGAACCUUGGAAUCUAUGCAGAUGCAUAUAUGCAAACCUCAAACAAUCAACAAGAAGUACCACCAGAAGAAGGAAAUCUGAACUCUCCUCCUUUGGCUGGUCCAAAUGUCAUGAAUGUCAUAUUGGUAGCUGCAGAAUGUGCACCAUGGUCUAAAACAGGUGGGCUUGGAGAUGUUGUUGGAGCUUUACCUAAAGCAUUGGCCAAGAGAGGACAUCGUGUCAUGGUUGUGUCUCCAAGAUAUGGUAACUAUCCUGAACCUAAGGAAAUAGGGAAUCUUAAAAGGUACAAGGUUGAUGGACAGGACAUGGAGGUUAAAUACUACCAUACUUACAUGGAUUCUGUUGAUUUUGUCUUCAUUGAUAGUCCUAAUUUCCGCCAUAUUGAAAAUGAUAUAUAUCGUGGAAACCGAGUGGACAUUUUGAAGAGAAUGAUAUUAUUCUGCAAAGCAGCAGUUGAGGUUCCUUGGCAUGUCCCAUGUGGUGGAUCCUGUUAUGGAGAUGGGAAUUUGGUUUUCAUUGCCAACGAUUGGCACACCUCCUUACUUCCAGUUUAUUUGAAGGCAUGUUUCCGUGAUCAUGGAUUAAUGAUAUACGCUCGCUGUCUCUUGGUUAUUCACAACAUUGCACAUCAGGGUCGUGGUCCACUAGAUGACUUCUCAUUUGUGGAUUUACCAGAUCAUUACAUUGACUUGUUUAGACUGUACGAUCCUGUUGGAGGUGAGCAUUUUAACAUAUUUGCAGCUGGUAUAAAAGCUGCUGACCGUGUGGUUACAGUUAGCCAUGGCUAUGCUUGGGAGUUAAAAACAUCUGAAGGUGGUUGGGGAUUGCAUGAGAUCAUCAACGAGAGCAAUUGGAAAUUCCAUGGUAUUGUAAAUGGAAUUGAUACCCAUAGUUGGAAUCCAAAAUUUGACGCUCACCUAAAUUCUGAUGGCUUCACCAACUUCUCCCUGGAAACUCUUGAAAUGGGAAAGGCCCAGUGCAAGGCUGCUUUGCAACGAGAGUUUGGUCUGCCUGUCCGUGACGAUGUUCCUAUUCUUGCGUUCAUUGGGAGAUUAGACCAUCAAAAAGGUGUAGAUCUCAUAGCAGAGGCCAUGCACUGGCUUGUUGGUCAAGAUCUACAAUUAAUCAUGCUGGGCACUGGGAGGUCAGACCUCGAGGAUAUGCUUCGAAAAUUUCAAGCUGAGCAUGGCGGCAAGGUUAGGGGAUGGGUUGGGUUCUCAGUGAAAAUGGCUCAUCGGAUCACAGCAGGCGCUGAUGUCCUACUGAUGCCCUCCAGAUUUGAACCUUGUGGAUUGAACCAACUUUAUGCGAUGAUGUACGGAACAAUUCCAGUUGUGCAUGCAGUAGGUGGCCUUCGAGAUACCGUACCACAGUUUGAUCCGUUACAUGAGACAGGGUUGGGAUGGACCUUCGAAAGGGCAGCACCCGAUAGGAUGAUAGCGGCACUUGGUCACUGUCUAAACACAUAUCGGUAUCACAAGGAGAGCUGGGUGGGAUUGCAGAAGCGAGGGAUGAUGCAGGACCUCAGCUGGGAAAGUGCUGCCGAGCACUAUGAGAAAGUCCUUGUUGCUGCCAAGUACCAAUGGUGAUUUCAUCGUUCUCACACCUUCCAGUUGAUGCAUCACUUCUUGGCUCUGGGUCUUUUACCAAUUUGAUCAAUCUAGGCGAAGUUGUGUACCAUAAAAUAAUCAAUCCUCAUCUUGAUUUGUUUCCCCUAACUCAGGUCAUUUUGAGGCAGUGUAGAAGAAGAUAUCUGGAUCUUGGUUGUGUGUUUUUAAUCCCCAUGCCAUGGGAAUUUACGAGUUC
Molecule: messenger RNA, 2309 nt
Organism: Zingiber officinale
Lineage: Eukaryota; Viridiplantae; Streptophyta; Magnoliopsida; Zingiberales; Zingiberaceae
Product: soluble starch synthase 2-1, chloroplastic/amyloplastic-like
Exons: 9
Coding region: 71-2092 (673 amino acids)
Molecular function (GO): alpha-1,4-glucan glucosyltransferase (UDP-glucose donor) activity
Source: RefSeq, a predicted model, not a curated record